Alternaria novae-zelandiae is the source of this 2205-nucleotide messenger RNA. RefSeq lists its product as uncharacterized. NCBI's taxonomy places the organism in Eukaryota, Fungi, Ascomycota, Dothideomycetes, Pleosporales, Pleosporaceae. The transcript has 5 exons. The record is from RefSeq and is a predicted model, not a curated record. Gene Ontology annotation, molecular function: metalloaminopeptidase activity; manganese ion binding. The coding region runs from base 1 to 2205 and encodes 734 amino acids.
AUGGAAGUUCUCGAUGCGAAAGGUCUCUCUGAGCGCCUGAGAUGGGAAGACAAUGAGUACUGGCUGCACCUCGAGGCUGAGACUCCGUUUGAGAAGUAUCCCGCAAAACAACAUGCGCGGAGGGUGCAAGAGAAGUUGGGUGUUGAAGAAGGCCUGAUCUACCUACCGGGUCAACCAGCGAGGAACAACGAAGAUAGCGAUAUGCCAGCACCCUUCCGACAACGCCGAUAUUUCUAUUACUUGAGCGGAUGCAAUGAACCUGACUGCCAUCUGACUUACGACACGCGACGCGACGAACUGUCCUUGUUCAUUCCCCGCAUCAAGCCUGAGCGCGUUAUCUGGUACGGCCGUGGCUCCACCCUAGCAGAGGCACUCCUGAAAUACGAUGUCGAUCAAGUUUUCUACGCAGAUGAGCUUGAGUACGCCGUGCAAGGAUGGGCGAUCGGUAACCGACAGGCUGGCAUCUACGUCCUGCACCCGUCAUCGCAAUUCCCCGGCUGCGACAAUCUGAAGCCCCGUAUUGAUUCGAUAGCCCUCCGAUCAGCCAUGAACGUAUGUCGCAUGAUCAAGGAUGAUCACGAGAUCAAGCUUAUUCGGAAAGCGAACGACAUCAGCUCGCAAGCGCACCGAGAAAUCCUUGCUAACAUCACGAACUUCAAGAACGAGGCACAGGUUGAGGGAUUGUUCAUGGAUGUAUGCAUAUCGCAGCAAGCGAAGCAACAGGCCUACGAUCCCAUCGCUGCUUCCGGACCGAACGCCGGAACUCUUCACUAUGCCGCGAACGAUGAAGAUCUCGCGGGUCGUCAACUCAUGUGUUUAGAUGCAGGAUGCGAGUAUGAGCUCUAUGCAAGUGACAUUACCCGUACUUUCCCGCUAUCUACUUUUUGGCCAAGCAAAGAAGCCGAGAACAUCUACAAGCUGGUCCAGCGUAUGCAGGAAACAUGUAUCAAACGCCUAGAGCCCGGCGUAAGAUAUCUGGAUUUGCACGUUAUGGCGCAUCAGAUCGCAAUCGACGGAUUGCUGCAACUGGGAAUUCUUCACCAUGGAACGAAAGAAGAAAUCUACAAGGCAGGUACAAGUAGAGCAUUCUUUCCCCAUGGUCUUGGACAUCACAUAGGCCUUGAAGUGCAUGACGUGGGUCAGGCACAACUCAUGAGUGUAAGAAGAGGAAAGCCAGUGUACCAGCAGGCACCAUCCCUUUACCCACAGGAUUUCCAUGUCCCGGUAUAUGAUUCUGAGACUUGCCUCGCGCCCAGCGAUCCCCAGAGCAGUCAUCUCGAAGAAGGCAUGGUUGUCACUGUCGAGCCUGGCAUCUACUUUUCCGCAUACGCUCUACAACAUUUCUAUCUCCCAUCACCCGUUCACUCCAAGUACAUCAAUACUGAGGUUUUGAAGCGCUACAUGCCCGUGGGCGGUGUACGCAUAGAAGACGACAUUCUCAUCACCUCCUCUGGUUACGAGAACUUGACUACAGCCCCAAAAGGCGACGCAAUGCUUGAAGUCAUCCGGCACGGAAAGAAAAGUGCUGUGGACGUGCCGAGUUCCGACUUCACUCCACUACGAAGACCGAGCGGUCCCGUUGAGCCAACUCUGCGACGCGCGCCCGGCAUUUCUACACAUACACCAUCACAACACUUACAGAAGCCACUCGCCAGAGCGGCAACCCUUCCCGCAGACUUCGUUCAGCAACGCAACUCAGACUUCGCGCCUUUUGCAGGGCCCUCGCUCUUCUCGAACUUCUCACGCUCAAUGACCACGGAAGAAAAGAUCCAGCAGUGGCAGCAUAAGCGUAGCCCAGUACCGAUCGCGCCCGUCCCCUCGGUCAACGCGAAGCAACCGAAUCCUGUCUGUGGCGAGAUGGAUCCGAACUUCCAGCAUGUUUACAUGAGCAACGCUUCUAGUCCGGCGUUCUCAUCACAAUCGACUCCGCAAUUCGACAGUACACCUCCGUGCCAGAAUUGCGCAAUCCUGGUACAGACGCUGGAUCGGCUGCGUCAAAACCUCACAUCCUCUAUUCGGAGCUCUUCAAAGCCUGAAGUGAAGGCUACUUCGGAAGCCGAUCUGAAGAGCAAGAGCACCAAGCGAAUCAAGUCAAUCCUGUCCCACCAUACCAUCAAAACCGCACAGCCACUGGAAUACCUGGGAGAUUUAGGCGUCGCACUCAUAGGAAACUUCCCGACCCUGUACCGUCUCCGCAAGCUCUAG